Triticum turgidum subsp. durum (durum wheat) is the source of this 705-nucleotide messenger RNA. NCBI's taxonomy places the organism in Eukaryota, Viridiplantae, Streptophyta, Magnoliopsida, Poales, Poaceae. The record is from the annotation of a GenBank genome assembly.
AUGAGAGUUAAAUGGGACAUCCCCAAGGAAGUUGAGUUCAGACGAACGGGAGAGGAUUGGCUUGAGAACCUCCUUCUGCCACAAUCAGCUAGCAUCAGAAGCAAUAUCCUGUUAAUACUGUGGAAAGCCUGGAGCCUCAGGAACAACACCAUCCUUGGGGAUGGGAAGGAUACUGUCACGGGAGCAGUGCAUCAACUCCUCAGACUGGGCGAAGAUUUGCUAACGGCUGAACAGGUAGCCAAUGUGCCUCAUAGCAAGCAAGCAACCACACUUUUUGAUCAGAGGACAUCCAAGCUUGUACCCCUGAAAAAUAAUCGCUGGAUAGCACCAGCAGUUGGGUAUGUAAAAAUCAACUGUGAUGCCGUCUUUCUUAAAGAUUCUGGGGAUACUUGGGGAGGAGCAGUAGCUCGAGACCAUCGGGGUUCUGUCCACUUGUCUGUCGGACGACGGCUAAACCAGUGUAGCUCGGUAGAAGAGGCAGAGGCAGCUGCUGCACUGAUGGGGAUGUCUAAACUGUCGAACGUGUAUGGGGGACCUAUAAUCCUGGAGGUGGAUUGCGCUGCAGUGGGCCGGAACUUGCUCUCGGCGGAUUCCUGCAAGUCGUCUUGCUAUGCAACCAUAGCUGACAUAAAGAAAACCUCAAAUGCCUUCCAAAGGUUCGAGGUCAGGGUGAUUAACAGAGCUCAGAACGAGCUGGCUCACUAG